Rhinocladiella mackenziei CBS 650.93 is the source of this 774-nucleotide messenger RNA. RefSeq lists its product as uncharacterized. Gene Ontology annotation, cellular component: ribosome. Gene Ontology annotation, biological process: translation. The transcript has a single exon. NCBI's taxonomy places the organism in Eukaryota, Fungi, Ascomycota, Eurotiomycetes, Chaetothyriales, Herpotrichiellaceae. Gene Ontology annotation, molecular function: structural constituent of ribosome. The coding region runs from base 1 to 774 and encodes 257 amino acids. The record is from RefSeq and is a predicted model, not a curated record.
AUGGCGCGCUCAAAUAUUCUCUCAUCGAUAUGUCGCUCAUGUCGACGGUCCUAUAUUACACGAUCACGACGCUUCACCUCUAAUUCAACCAGCAAAGGCAGCCAGGAACCAUCACGGUCUCUCGCCAAAGACCUCGGAAUCCAAGUAGAGCCAACCAUUCAAAACCAACCAGGAGCAUUGGAUCAAAUUGCCGAAGCUCUUCGCAAACCUCAAAAGCAACCAUCCAGACCUCCCCCGAGCCUGAGUUCCCUUGCUUCAGGCGACCUUCGAUCCAUCGCUCGAAAUGCACGAGACGAAGCAGCAACGAGAUACAGCACGGGAACCUCAGCAGACGAGCCAUAUCAUUUGAACGUCUACGCCCACCGGCAAAAUAUGCACAUCACUUUUACUGAACCGUCACGCAAUCCUAUCCUUUCCCUCUCGGUGGGUAAUCUGGGAUUGCGAAAGGCGCAGAGAAAAACCUACGACGCCUGCUUCCAAUUGGCGAGCUAUAUGUUCCGAAAGAUGGCAGAGAAGCAGUGGAGAGUAGGGGGGAGGAAGAUGACACACAAUGAGAUGAAGACUUUGACGGAUAUUCGAAAACCGGGCCCCGUCGGCGGUGGAAAUGGAAUCGAGAUCAUUUUUAGAGGGUUUGGGCCCGGACGAGAGGCUUUUCAAAAGGCGUUGCUAGGACCUGAAGGGAGGAUGAUCAAACCGUUGAUCUCAAAGGUCACGGAUGGAACGAGGUUGAAGUUUGGUGGAACGAGGAGCCCGAAGGUGAGGAGGUUGGGCUGA